AUGUCGGGAGUACAUACAACAACAGCCUUUGUCAAAGCUGUCAAGGAGUGCGCUGAUUGCCUGAAGAAGAAUGUUGCCCUCGUGUAUGAAAAAGAUCCAUUUGGUAGUGACAGUGAUUCCGAACAGGGAGCCGCGGACGAGCAGAUCGCACAGCAACAAAGCAGCGGGACCGAACCGGUAGCACAAGUUCCGAAGGAAGUCGUCGUACAUGAAGCACGGAAGGUAGUUGUGCAGGAAGAAGCAGACGAUGAUGUUCGCAGUGAGGAUGAGCAGCAGGGUGCUACGACCAUCGGAGAGAAUAACUUUCUUCAGUUUGCUCUGGACGAUCUGCUCACCGAAAGCACGACGGACUUCAACCUCGACUUGUGCAAAGUCCAGGUUUCGCGGCUGUUUUCGAAAGUCCGUGUGGGAGAACGUGUUGAAGCAGCCAAGGACAUGGAACAGUGGAUGAGUGUACUGGCACUGUCCCAUACAGAGUCUGAGAUGAUGCUCAAGGAGUCGGAGGCUGUAACGGAAGCUGCGCAGCAAGGCUUGGAGGAGCGACGUCAAGAUAUCGCAACACUUGUGGGGCAAAACAACAUCAAAAUCUCGACGUUGCUGAAGGGCUUCAUGCAGAAGGUUUCGCAGUAUCGGCUUGAGACUCUUGACAUGCUCAGGGCCAAGUAUGCCAAGUCUGCCUAUGAUGAAUUCUGGGACGGACUGCAAGACACCAUAGACAAGCAAGCCACGCGACGAAGAAGCAUCAUUGAAGAAGAACACGCUGCAGAAGUGGCUGCGGAAGUCCAGCGCCGGUUAGUUGGUGACGAUACAGGAGGAGCACCUCCAGUGACUGCCGUGAACCCCAGUGUCGUUGCGGCACACAUGCUGGAGGCCAUCUCCGUACAGCAAGACGAGACGACAUACAGGAAGACGCGAUUGGAAAUGGAGAUCGGAAAGAAGAAGCAAUACGACAAUAUUCUGGCGAGUGUUGCGGGCGGAACUGAUGAUUCAGUCGAAGCUGCACCAGACCGAUCUCGUCUUUCGGAAGCUGAGAACGACUUGCUUGUGAAGGCACGGGCAGAUUCACGAAAAAUGGCUUGCGACAGUAUCCUUGCAACAGAGGAGGGAGGUCGCUUGGCGGAGAAA
This is a messenger RNA of Symbiodinium sp. CCMP2456, 1125 nucleotides long. The record is from the annotation of a GenBank genome assembly. Lineage: Eukaryota; Dinophyceae; Suessiales; Symbiodiniaceae.